CUGCAAAAACGGAAGGCUAUAAGAACGCGACUGCCGAAAUUUUACGUAGUUUACCAGCAGACCUCACACCAGCGAUUUUGGUGAUAAACAAGUGCCCACCCCAAUACACGGACAAAAUGCCUGGACCAUCUAGACCCCUGUGGCAAGUUGCUGGAAAACGCGACCCCGAACAAGAACGGGAAGCUCAAGCGUGGAUAGAAGCCGUUAUCGGGCAGAGGUUUCCACCUGGAGUUCCCUACGAGUACGCCCUGAGGGACGGCAUUAUUCUGUGCACGCUCAUGAACAGACUCAAACCGGGCAUCAUCUCCAAAAUCAACACAUCAGGUGGCGAUUACAAAAUGAUGGAUAAUCUCAGCCAGUUCCAAAAGGCUUGCGUCAAAUAUGGAGUACCGGACGUCGAUCUCUUCCAAACCACUGAUCUGUGGGACCAAAAGAACAUCGCUUUGGUUACCACCACCAUUUUCGCCAUCGGUCGUACCUGUUACAAACACCCCGAAUGGAGAGGGCCAUUUUUGGGACCCAGACCAUCCGAAGAAAACAAACGCGAAUUCUCCGAAAGCCAACUCAGAGCGGGCGAGGCCAUUAUUGGCCUUCAAGCGGGUACCAACAAGGGAGCGAACCAGUCAGGUCAAAACUUCGGCGCGUCCAGAAAAAUUAUAUUGGGAAAGUAGGGAAAAUAUCUCUCGAUACCUUAUUAGGUUAUUAUAAAAUGAAUUCAAAUGUCUAAUGUAAAUCGCUGACGUCAUUGAACGCAAUCCAGUUCGAUGUUAUUGGUCUGUUCUGUAAACACAAAUAUAUUUUUGGAGUAA
This is a messenger RNA of Cylas formicarius (sweet potato weevil), 809 nucleotides long. Its product is annotated as muscle-specific protein 20-like. The record is from RefSeq and is a predicted model, not a curated record. The coding region runs from base 117 to 671 and encodes 184 amino acids. NCBI's taxonomy places the organism in Eukaryota, Metazoa, Arthropoda, Insecta, Coleoptera, Brentidae. Gene Ontology annotation, molecular function: protein binding. The transcript is spliced from 4 exons.